Cercospora beticola is the source of this 1065-nucleotide messenger RNA. RefSeq lists its product as uncharacterized. Lineage: Eukaryota; Fungi; Ascomycota; Dothideomycetes; Mycosphaerellales; Mycosphaerellaceae. The record is from RefSeq and is a predicted model, not a curated record.
CGAGUUUCCGUUUGCAACUAUUUCUUUCAUCUGGUUUCCGCUCUUUCUCGCUGAUUUCUGUGUACAUUGAAUUUUGAUACUUUCAGGAACCGAACCACAGUCAUUCGUUUGAUAGAAGAGAAGCGUUUCUAGACAAGGAGAGCAUUUACAACAGAAACGGAAGCGUUGCAAUCAGCUCAAAUACGACAACAUGUACCGAGUCAUCUUCACCGCUGCCUCUGUGGCCACUCUCGCUUUCGCAAAGACCGACAUUGCUGGCUGUACCUCUAGCGAUGUCUCCUCUCCAGCCGGCGCGUCGAUGAUCUACUACGUCCCAGGCACUGGAGAGAUCUGCGAAUUCCUCGACUGCGGCGGCGGUCGUGCUCCACCAAAGACCACAGUCCCAGGCUGCCCUCAAUACUCCGGCACCGAAACCUACUCUCCAUCUUUCCUCCCAGGAUACGGCGCCAUGGAGACAGGUUCAAGCGCGUCAAGCGCUGCCGCCGAAUCGACUUCCACCGCCUCUGAAGCCGAAGCUACCACAGAAGAGACUGGCAGCGCUUAUGCACAGAUUACCAAUGUUGCUACUAGCUCCCUCGCUACAGACUACACGAGAACUUCUUCGUCGGACGAGACGACUCUCAUCACCAGCCCUGCUGCGUACACUUCAGCAGUGGUCGGAGGAGGAAGUGCAGGCAACGGCACCACUACUGUCGGAGGAGGUCGCAACAAUGGCACAGUCACCAGCGGUACCCCAAGCCUGCCAGAGUCAACCGGAGCAGCAAUGGAGGCAGCCAAUGUUUGGGUCGGAGGAGUCGUGAUGAUGGGUCUCGGAGCCGUUGUCGCUGCUCUGUAAGCGCCAGGAACAUAUCGCGACGCAUACGAAUCUCUUUGGCAUAGUGGAGCGCAGGAGAUGUUAAGGUAUGCAUGUACUCACAUCGCUCCUGGCAGCAUCAGCAUACACGCAAGGUCGAACACAGCACUGGCGAACAUUAGCAUCCAUCUUAAUUUUGCAUAGCGAGGAUACCACGAAAUUUGAAAUGAUGAUCAUCGUCAUGCUUACGAGGCUCUUUCAUUCUUCAACCA